Messenger RNA from Hyla sarda, 1826 nucleotides. It is a transcript of the gene VMP1, whose product is annotated as vacuole membrane protein 1. Gene Ontology annotation, biological process: autophagy; Golgi organization. Bases 280 to 1500 code for a protein of 406 amino acids. Gene Ontology annotation, cellular component: membrane; endoplasmic reticulum; endomembrane system. Lineage: Eukaryota; Metazoa; Chordata; Amphibia; Anura; Hylidae. The transcript has 13 exons. The record is from RefSeq and is a predicted model, not a curated record.
ACUUACCUCCGAGUCCCCGCUGUCUACGUCUCGUUUUGAUGACGUAAGCACGAUAGGGGGAGCUGACAGGGGUGACGCGACUUCCGGUGGAGUGACCCGGCGAGUGUGACAGAUCUCUGGAUAGAGGCAGAGGAAGAGAGGAUUGAAAAGGACCUAUCCUACAUAUUUCAUUUCAUGUCUUAGAAGUAAAGGACAGAUUAUAACUUUAUCCACCUGGAAGGCAUCCUUGAAGAACCUGGUCAGAGUUUGUGAGUUUCUCAAGUUCAGUUGACAUAUGAAAUGGCAGAGAAUGGCACUGAUUGUGAACAAAGGCGUGUUGGAAUGGCUAAGGAACAACACAAUGGGAGUUUUACAGAUUCCAGUUUCCUGAAUGAGAAAAAAAGAAGAGACCGUGAAGAAAGACAGAGUAUUGUUCUCUGGAGGAAGCCAUUUAUUACCUUGCAGUAUUUUUUCCUUGAAACCUUGAUAAGCUUGAAGGAAUGGAGCUUAAAAUUAUGGCACCGUCGUGGGAUGGUGGGCUCGCUAUUGCUCCUGCUUUCAGUUCUUACAGUAGCGUAUUAUAUUGAAGGAGCACAUCAACAGUAUGUACAGUAUGUUGAAAAGAAAUUUUUAUGGUGUGCCUACUGGGUAGGCUUAGGCAUUCUGUCCUCUGUGGGUCUUGGAACAGGUCUACACACCUUCCUUCUAUAUUUGGGUCCACACAUAGCUUCCGUAACACUUGCUGCUUAUGAAUGUAAUUCUGUUAAUUUUCCGGAACCUCCGUAUCCAGAUGAAAUUAUAUGUCCAGAUGAAGAAGCUGUAGAAGGUAGCAUUUCAUUAUGGACCAUCAUCUCAAAAGUCCGACUGGAAGCCUGCAUGUGGGGGGCUGGCACUGCCAUUGGGGAGCUGCCUCCAUACUUUAUGGCCAGGGCAGCCCGUCUGUCAGGAGAAGAACCUGAUGAUGAGGAGUAUGAGGAAUUUGAGGAGAUGUUGGAACAUGCUCAGACAGCACAGGAUUUUGCAUCACGUGCCAAACUUGCAAUUCAAAACCUUGUGCAAAAAGUUGGAUUUCUGGGGAUCUUGGCCUGUGCUUCAAUUCCAAAUCCCUUGUUUGAUCUGGCAGGAAUAACAUGUGGACAUUUCCUUGUGCCCUUCUGGACUUUCUUUGGAGCCACUCUGAUUGGCAAAGCAAUAAUAAAAAUGCACAUUCAGAAGCUCUUUGUUAUCAUAACUUUCAGUAAACACAUUGUGGAGCAGAUGGUGUCUUUAAUCGGGGCUGUUCCAAGUAUCGGACCUUCUUUACAAAAGCCUGUCCAAGAGUAUCUAGAAGCUCAAAGGAAGAAGCUUCACCAUAAAACAGAUGCAGGAGCCCCACAGAGUGAAAACUGGUUAUCAUGGGCAUUUGAGAAGCUGGUCAUCGUUAUGGUGAUUUAUUUUGUUCUUUCCAUCAUCAACUCCAUGGCACAGAGCUACGCCAAGCGAGUCCAACAGAAAAAGUUAUCUGUUGAGAAGACAAAAUAAGGGGAUGCACUCUGGGAUUAAAUGGGAGGGUGAUAAAAGACAUAAUGCUACUAAGCAAAACCUCAAAUGACCCGAUUUAACCGUUAAAUACAAAUUGGCGAAUUUAACUUUGGACAUUUUUAACCAUUUUUUUUUCCAAAUCGUAUUAAAUUAUUUUUUUUUUGUAAUUUUUUUUUUUUCACAAUAUAAAAUGUUAACAGCUUAUGUGGAUACGUUUUUUGUCUGUGUGGCAAAAAAGGUAAAGUAUACACCAUUUUCAACCUUCUUUUUAUGGUGAAUUUAUACUCUUUUCUUUUUUUUUUUUUUUUUUUUUUUUUUCCUUGUAA